AUGCGUCGCGUGCUGUCCCUGCGCCAUGCUUUCUGGCCUACUCGAAAGCUGCCCCUCCCUGGCAGUGAAGGACAGAAGCAGAUUCUCAAGACUUUGGAGGCUGAUGUGUGGCCUGUCCUUGCCAUCAGCAUUUUGAGCCUGAGUGGUUUGAGCGCAUUGCUCUAUGCCAGACGCUCCAAAGAAGAGCCAGCCAUCAAAGCUCGUCUAUUUUCACGAGAUUUGGAGUAUUUGUGUGAAGGAGGCAGCAAUCUUUUGUGCAGAGCCAAGCCAGAUGCUUACAUUCUGCACUUCAAGAAAGACGCCAGUGGUUUGACACACAACGACUUUGAUCGCCAAAGGCGGAUGCAGCAGUUUCUGUGCAAAGUGUUUCCACAGCUGUGCAUCAGCAUACCCAAGAUCUUGAGCAUCCCAGCCAGCGACAUUCGGACACUGGAUGCCCAUUUGUUGGCAGCUCGAUCGAAGGCUGUUCGCAAGCAACGCCUCGACAUCGGAUCGGACAUCAGGGUCCAGGUGCUUCAAAAAGAAGAUCUCUUCAACGCCUGCCUUUCGCUCGAGAUCUGUCCUGGCUGCGGAUUGCAGGAAGAUGAGAAGAUGCCAUCGAGGAACUCCAUGGCCUACGCCGUGAGUCAUGGACAUCGGAUGGCGGGUGACUUGAAUUUGCAAUUGUUCUCAGGAGCAGCUGUUGAAUGCUCAGCCGCCAUCGCGGCAGCGUUGGAAGCUCACUAUUUUCAUGCUCAGUUCUUUGCUGGAGAUGGAGCCUAUCUUGGAGCCAUGGAUGCCAAGCGAGGCCAUGGGGUACAAGAUGCCCUACAAGGAGCCGAUCUCUCCAUCCCUCAGCUUUCGCAGAUGGCUGGCCGGGCGCUGCAGCCGAUUCUGCCGCCUCUGAGGCGGCUACAAGCCAUGGCCUGUGGCGAUAGCGAAAAAUAUGCCCCGCAGCUGCUGCAGAAGCUGCAGGAAGCUCCAGAAGCUGGAUCUGUGUUGGAUGAACUGAAGGAUGCCGUGGGCAACCCGGAGCGCCUUGAGAUGGCACUGGGGAAAGAGCUGCAACGUGCACGAGGCGCGACAGAUGCAGCCGUGGUCGAGCAACAAGAACGAGAAGCACUGAAGCUUUUAUCCCUCUCAAAGUGGAAAGCGCGUCAGGUGGAAGAAGCCAAAUGCUGGUUGCUCCGCUUCCUGGUGGGCCGGGCAGCAUUCCAGGCCAAGGUGUUGUUCAACUUCAUGCAGGAGAGCAGGCAUGAGAGGACCAACCAGUCCUUGGCUGAACAAAGAUUUCUGCGCGCCAGCGAGCUUCUCCCUGACGAGGGCUGGACCACAGGCUGGUGGGUUCGAGCCACACUGGUUGGCAUGGAGCUAAACAUUGAUGAGAUUGAAAGAAGCAGCUCGGAGCUGGAGACAUUGAUUGCUCACUACACAGAGGUGGCCUCCGCAUCAUAG
Cladocopium goreaui is the source of this 1434-nucleotide messenger RNA. The record is from the annotation of a GenBank genome assembly. Lineage: Eukaryota; Dinophyceae; Suessiales; Symbiodiniaceae.